AUGACCGACCGCUUUAGCAGCUUCUUCGAUGUUUUUGCUCCAGGAAACGUCGUCCAUAACUCGGACGUGUUUACCGAAUCUGUGAAACUCGCUGUGCCCCACGUCGAUGCCCCACCACCAUACAGCCCGACGUUGAAAAGCGUUUUGACAGUAGUUACUGCCAAACCUCUCGACACCGUCUCCGGCGAUGCGCCUGGGUCAUAUCUGACCUAUAAUGCCAAGACCAAGUUGAACAUCCGCGGGCAAGGAACGGUUGUCGCUAACUGCACCGGUCCACUUGCUCUCUUGUUUGCCUUCUCAACCAAUGAUUCUUCCAAAUCGACUCUUUACGUGCAAGUUUCCGAGACGACCGUGGAUUUCUGGUAUGGGCCAUCCCCACCUCAAGGCAGUUCCGGCUUUCUUCCUGCGGACAAAGUCGCCAUCGAGGGUCAACCCAUGGCACAAUCCACCAGCUCAUACCUUCGCCCUGAUAUGCCUUACCCUGCUCGUUAUUGGCUCUCGGUCGAUCAUAAGAACGGAAUAUUGCGCUUUGGAAGAGACUACGCCAACCUGUCGAUGGCCAUGUAUCAGGCAGAAUUGAAGCAGCGGGUGCCUCCGGGGGUUUACCACUGGAAGAACGAGAAGUUUGCUUUCAUUGAUGAGCUUACAACGGUUUCUGUCCAACAAACUGGUGGCAGUCCUACUGCUGCCCCGCUACAACUAGUCUACCUCCCUCUGCCAGUGGUCCAGAAACUUCCUCCCAUAAUCCUGCCAAACGACGUUAUCACUCUUGAACAGCUUGCUACUGGAAGCGCCACCGUGGCUGCUAACUUAAGUCCCGAAUGUCAACGGCUCUAUGCCAACGUUGCUGGGAGCAAAAUCGAACUCGACACAGAAGAUUUCCGCGAGUUCAGCAAGGCUAUCGAGCGCUCUGUCAAUACCGAAGGUCUCCUCUGUCAAACCAUGUUGAAGAACAAAAGCACUGAAUUUGGUCCCGACGAUUAUAAAAGCACAUACCUCCGCAUCACACUUGGCUCUGACUUGGGGAACUCUCCAGGAGCCCCCUUUGUCUUGGAAAUUUGGCCCGCUUUGCACGCAUCUCCAAUUCACAACCACGGAGAUUCGCAUGCUAUAAUCAAGGUGCUUCAUGGCAGCAUCAAGGCCUACUAUUUCACUAGUCUCUACGAUGCCGUGCCAAUUGGUCCACCGGCCAACUUAAGCAGAGGAGACGUUACUUGGAUUGAUCCUAAUAACUAUCAAGUGCAUCAGCUUUCAAACGAAAGUCGCGAUGGGUCUAUCUGCUGCACUAUUCAAUGCUACUCUUAUGGCGCGAAGGACUUGCGACACUACGAGGCCUUCGACUACGUGAAUGAUGACACCCACAAAAUAAUCCACCACUUCGAACCUAACAGUGACAUGUCAUUCUUGGAUUUCAAGGCAGCUAUUAAGAAGGAGUGGCAGGAGAGGCGAAAUUGA
Messenger RNA from Mycena indigotica, 1455 nucleotides. RefSeq lists its product as uncharacterized. The record is from RefSeq and is a predicted model, not a curated record. Lineage: Eukaryota; Fungi; Basidiomycota; Agaricomycetes; Agaricales; Mycenaceae. The coding region runs from base 1 to 1455 and encodes 484 amino acids. The transcript is spliced from 5 exons.